Pipistrellus kuhlii (Kuhl's pipistrelle) is the source of this 3377-nucleotide messenger RNA. It is a transcript of the gene FOXG1, whose product is annotated as forkhead box G1. Gene Ontology annotation, cellular component: nucleus. NCBI's taxonomy places the organism in Eukaryota, Metazoa, Chordata, Mammalia, Chiroptera, Vespertilionidae. The record is from RefSeq and is a predicted model, not a curated record. The transcript has a single exon. Gene Ontology annotation, molecular function: sequence-specific double-stranded DNA binding; DNA-binding transcription factor activity. Gene Ontology annotation, biological process: regulation of transcription by RNA polymerase II. Bases 351 to 1835 code for a protein of 494 amino acids.
GGGGGGGGAGCGGGGGGUGGGGGGGGACCUAGAAGUAGAGUUGGAAGCGAGGGAGCUUCACCCCCGGGGCGGUGGUGGUUUCUUUUUUCUCUUUUUUCCUUUUCCUUUUUUUUUUUUUUCUUCCUUCUAAUUCCUGAGGGGUGGCUGCUGCCGGUGCUACAUGACUUGCCAGCGCCGGAGCCUGCGGUCCAACUGCGCUGCCGCCGCCGGAGCGCUCGGUGCCGCCGCCGCCCGCGCCGCCCGCGCCCCGCUCCACACCCACCGGUCGCCGCCGCCCGCCGCGCCGCUGCCCCGCUCCCGCUCCCGCUCCCGCGCCGCCGCCGCCGCCGCCGCCCCUCGACGACCGGGUGAUGCUGGACAUGGGAGAUAGGAAAGAGGUGAAAAUGAUCCCCAAGUCCUCGUUCAGCAUCAACAGCCUGGUGCCGGAGGCGGUCCAGAACGACAACCACCACGCGAGCCACGGCCCCCACAACAGCCACCACCCCCAGCACCACCACCACCACCACCACCACCAUCACCACCACCCGCCGCCCCAGGCGCCGCCGCCGCCGCCGCCGCCGCAGCAGCAGCAGCCCCCGCCGCCCCAGGCGCCGCAGCCCCCCCAGGCGCGGGCCGGCCCGGGGCCCGACGAGGACAAGGGCCCGCAGCCGCUGCUGCUCCCGCCGCCGCCGCCCGCCGCCGCCGCCGCCCUGGACGGCGCCAAAGCGGACGGCGGCCUGGGCGGCAAGGGCGAGGCGGGCGGCGGCGGGCCCGGGGAGCUGGCGGCCGCGGUCGGGCCGGACGAGAAGGAGAAGGGCGCGGGCGGCGGCGCGGGGGAGGACAAGAAGGGGGCGGGCGAGGGCGGCAAGGACGGGGAGGGGGGCAAGGAGGGCGACAAGAAGAACGGCAAGUACGAGAAGCCGCCCUUCAGCUACAACGCGCUCAUCAUGAUGGCCAUCCGCCAGAGCCCCGAGAAGCGGCUCACGCUCAACGGCAUCUACGAGUUCAUCAUGAAGAACUUCCCCUACUACCGGGAGAACAAGCAGGGCUGGCAGAACUCCAUCCGCCACAACCUGUCCCUCAACAAGUGCUUCGUGAAGGUGCCGCGCCACUACGACGACCCGGGCAAGGGCAACUACUGGAUGCUGGACCCGUCGAGCGACGACGUGUUCAUCGGCGGCACCACGGGCAAGCUGCGCCGCCGCUCCACCACGUCGCGGGCCAAGCUGGCCUUCAAGCGCGGCGCGCGCCUCGCCUCCACCGGCCUCACCUUCAUGGACCGCGCCGGCUCCCUCUACUGGCCCAUGUCGCCCUUCCUGUCGCUGCACCACCCGCGCGCCGGCGGCACGCUGGGCUACAACGGCGCCGCGUCGGCCUACCCGAGCCACCCGAUGCCCUACAGCUCGGUGCUGACGCAGAACUCGCUGGGCAACAACCACUCCUUCUCCACGGCCAACGGCCUGAGCGUGGACCGGCUGGUCAACGGCGAGAUCCCCUACGCCACGCACCACCUCACGGCCGCCGCCGCGCUCGCCGCCUCCGUGCCCUGCGGCCUGUCGGUGCCCUGCUCCGGGACCUACUCGCUCAACCCCUGCUCCGUCAACCUGCUGGCGGGCCAGACCAGUUACUUCUUCCCCCACGUCCCGCACCCGUCCAUGAGCUCCUCGCAGAGCGCGGGCGCGUCCAUGGGCGCGCGCGCCGCGUCCGCGUCCACGUCGCCGCAGGCGCCCUCCACGCUGCCCUGCGAGUCCUUGAGACCCUCUCUGCCCAGCUUCACGACGGGACUGUCCGGGGGACUGUCUGAUUAUUUCACACACCAGAACCAGGGCUCUUCCUCCAACCCUCUAAUACAUUAACCUCCCUGGGACCAGACUGUAAGUGAACGUUUUACACACAUUUGCAUUGUAAAUGAUAAUUAAAAAAAAAAUAAGUCCAGGUAUUUUUUAUUAAGCCGCCCCCCUUCCCUCCCUUCUUCCCUCCCCCCCCCCCCAGCCAUUUCUGUACGUUUGUUCAGUCUUUAGGGUUGUUUAUUCUUCUAACAAGGUGUGGAGUGUCAGCGAGGUGCAAUGUGGGGAGAAUACGUUGUAGAAUAUAAAGUCUGGGAGUCAAAAUUAUAGUAGCACGUGUAUCUAAAUAGUGACUGCUUUUGCCAUUUCAUUCAAACCCGACAAGUCUGAAGAGCCGCCAGAUUUCCAUGUGUGCAGUAUUAUAAGUUAUCAUGGAUCUAAAUGGUGGCCGCAGACCUUGAGAACAACCUAAAUUAUGGGGAGAGUUUUUUUUUUUUAAAUGUUAAACUGUAAUUUGUAUUUAAGAAGCAUUCGUAGUAAAGGUGCCCAAGAGAUUAUUUUGGCCGUUUAUUGUUUUGUCCUUUUCUUUUAAAAAACUUUUUUUUCUUUUGUUUACUUUUAGACCAAAGAUUGGGUUCUAGAAAAUGCACUUGGUAUACUAAGUAUUAAAAAAAAAUGAAAGUUGUUUCAGUUGGCAGCACUGCCCAUUCAAAUGAAUUGGAAGGGGACAAAAUUAACGAUUGCCUUCAGUUUGUGUUGUGUAUAUUUUGAUGUAUGUGGUCACUAACAGGUCACUUUUAUUUUUUCUAAAUGUAGUGAAAUGUUAAUACCUAUUGUACUUAUAGGUAAACCUUGCAAAUAUGUAACCUGUGUUGCGCAAAUGCCGCAAAAUUUGAGUGAUUGUUAAUGUUGUCUUAAAAUUUGAUUGUGAUACUGUGGUCAUAUGCCCGUGUUUGUCACUUACAAAAAUGUUUACUAUGAACACACAGAAAUAAAAAAAUAGGCUAAAUUCAUAUAUAACUUGAUACUUUUGUCUCUUUUAUUAAGUAGAGCUGAGUUCUAGAGAAUUCAAAGGCUUUUUUAGCCAAGUAAAAUGUAAACGCUCCUUUCAUUUGAACUGAGACUUUAAAUGAAAAGAGUAUUUUUUUUCCAUUAUGGAAUCAAAUUUUACAAAGGAGCAGGCUAUUUAAUAAACACUAGCUUUAAACAAAGUAUAGGCUUUUCAGCUGAUAUUUUAAAGUUUCUGUAGAUGUACUCAAAAAGAGAUAAUUUACUGUGCAUAGUUAUUUACCCUGUGUUUAUUUUCAAAUCAGGCAAUAGAAUGCUUUUUAUAUAUUUUGUUUCAGGUAUCUUGUUUAUACCACUUGGCAAACUAUAAAUAAAUGUAUGUGGUUAGAUCGAAGUGAAUAUAAUGCUCACAAUAUGUAAUAUAUAUAGACACACAGAGCCCUUCAGUUCAGGUAAAAUUUGCACUAUGAAUGCUGCAAAUAUUUUUGUUUAAAUAUUUGUAUUUAUACUAAGCCAGCAUUUAUUUUGGUCGUUGUUUACUCACGAUGAAAGAGUUCUAAUAAAGAUGUGCUGAAGUUGCAAUAUAGAUUUUGCUGAAGUGCU